CUCGGCUUGGGAAAGUAAAUUAAUUACCAAUCUUCUUUUCCCGAUCAUCGUCUUCUCCACCUAAAUUCUCUCUGCAAAAUCCCUUCUCUCUCAUUCGACAUGUCGGCAACUGAAAGACGAUUUUCUUUCUCUUCAUUUCUGACAUUUCUGUACGGAGCCAUCGUAAUUCUGACACCUCCUUCGUCCUCCGCUUCCUUAGACACCUUCGUCUUCGUCGGCUGCACAAUCCAAAAAUACAUUCCCAAUUCCCCUUACGAUUCCAAUCUCAACUUACUCCUCACCCGCCUCGUCGCCUCCGCUGCUUCCGCCACUUACGGCAACUUCACCGUCCUCGGCUCCGCCUCACAAAACACCAUCUACGGCCUCUACCAAUGCCGGGGCGACCUCAACUCCGGGGACUGCUCUCAGUGCGUCGCUGGAGCGGUCAGCCGUCUCGGAACCAUCUGUAGCGACGCGUGCGGCGGCGCGUUGCAACUGGAGGGGUGUUUCGUGAAGUACGACAACAAAAGCUUCUUUGGAGUAGAGGACAAGACGGUUGUGGUGAAGAAAUGUGGGGCGUCGAUUGGGUCUGACGUGGACGCGUUGACUGGGGUUGAUGCCGCGCUGGAGUAUUUGGUUAGCAGUGGUGGGACCUACAAAACAGGUGGAUCCGGGGAUGUACGGAGCGUGGCGCAGUGCGUUGGGGAUUUGAGUGCGAGCGAGUGUCAGGAUUGUGUUUCUGAUGCCAUCGGACGGCUGAAAUCUGCUUGUGGCCCUUACUCUUGGGGUGAUUUGUUCUUGGCUAAAUGCUACGCGCGCUUUACUAGAGGUGCUGAUCACGCCCAAGAUAAUGGAAAUGGCUUUGGUUAUGCAAAUGCAAAUGCUAAUGGAAAUAAAGAGUCAAAAGGCAAUGACAAUGAGACGAACAAGACAUUAGCAAUAAUUAUUGGACUCAUUGCAGCGGUUGCCUUGCUCAUCUUAUUCAUCACUUACCUCAACAAAAAAUGUGAGAAGGGAAAAGGUUGUAAGUAAUUAAUUAGGUAAAGAUAGUUUGUAUGGGCAAAGCUGUAAUUUUCAGAACUUUUGUGGGUCUCGAAAGAAUAAAAAGAGUUUAAUUAUGCAACAAGAAGAAGCAAGGGGACUCAACAGAGAAGCAAAGAGAAGAGAAGAUUCAACACUGAAUUACAAUAAGAAAGAAAGAAGAAAAAAAGCUACAAACAUUUUCCCACUUUUGAUAUUUUCAGCCUCUAUUUUCUAUAUCUGUUUUUCUGUUAUGUAAUAUUAAUGUUGUAUAUAUAUACUAUAUAUAUAUAUAUAUACAUAUAUAACUUAGGUCUU
Messenger RNA from Cucumis melo (muskmelon), 1317 nucleotides. RefSeq names its product plasmodesmata-located protein 6-like. The transcript has 3 exons. Lineage: Eukaryota; Viridiplantae; Streptophyta; Magnoliopsida; Cucurbitales; Cucurbitaceae. The coding region runs from base 100 to 1011 and encodes 303 amino acids. Gene Ontology annotation, cellular component: plasmodesma. The record is from RefSeq and is a predicted model, not a curated record.